CUCGCCUAUUAUGUCGGAUUCUACCACAGACGAUUUAUUAUCACAGCCUAUAUCGCCCACACUGAUACAUACUCCACCUGCUAUCAUUACUCCACCGCAUUUGCAAAAGCCUAAAUAUAAAAUUCUAACAAUUCACCUUGAAAAAGAGGAAGUAAUGCAUUGGGCUGUUCCCAUUGCGGGACCACAUAAUAAGUCUGCAACAAUGGAUGUGACAUCAUCAUACCUUUUAGGUCAAUGGUUUAAAGAGCGUAGAGGGGAUUUGGUGCGUUAGAAUAUUUUGUUUCGGCUGCAGAAAGAGGGCAUACAAAAUCGAUGCUGAGAGCAGCUGAAUUGUAUGAAGCUGAUAGGAAGGCGAUUACCGCUACAACAUAUCCUGAAAAGGACGUGAAAAAGGCAUUUGAACUAUAUAAGCAGGCGGCCGAUUGCAGUGACCAAGAAUCCGGUAAAUUGUAUAGUUGCGGACCCGAUCCUUUAGCUUGCUAUACAGUCGCUACUAUUUAUGCGAGUGGAUCCGCAGAGAUUGAAAUGGAACACAUUCCCAAGAAUAAGUUGCGUAGCCAUCCACCUCAUACUCAAGACGAACGUUACUUUUGUAAUGCUGCAUUUCAGACUGGCUUAAUCUAUCUCUAUGGUUCAUCUCCGACGGGUGAACAGGUUCACUCGGUGACAGAGGUGACAGCAGACCCUAAUUUGGCAUUGAGAUAUUGGAAAGAAGCUGGUAUAUUAGGCUACGCUAAUGCUUGUUUCAAUAUCGGUAUUGUAUAUCUGAAUGGCAUUGGUGUUACGGCAAAUGAGUGGAUUGCCAGCAAAUGGUUCGGAAGAGCCAUGAAAUUGGACAACACUGGAAACUUGAAAGUUCCAGAGGGUGUUGUUACCAUUGACUGGGAUCUAACAAAGGAGCAACAGGAGCAGCAGCGUCGACAAGAGGGCGAUAGGAAGAAAAGAGCGACCAAUUCCGAGGAGAAGAAGAAGCGACGAAGAAGAAAGAAGGUGAAACAAGCAAAUAGAUCAAAAGAUAAUGGUUUCGUUGGUGCUAUAGUGACGCUUGGGUCUAUUAUUACUGUAGCUGGUGUUGCUUGGUAUAUAUACCAUAGAAUGACGAAGAAUCACCAGUAACAAGAUUGAAAAACAACACACUGAUAUUUUAUUCACGCACUUCUUUCUUUUUUGCAUUCUAUUCAAUAAGCUGCUAAUUUAAUACCACUAGAUGACAAUAAAAUUAGUUAAUUUACCCUUUAGAAUUCCUAGCAAUGAUGUUAAUCCUGUAUUGAACAAAC
This is a messenger RNA of Mycotypha africana, 1277 nucleotides long. RefSeq lists its product as uncharacterized. The record is from RefSeq and is a predicted model, not a curated record. The coding region runs from base 313 to 1116 and encodes 267 amino acids. Lineage: Eukaryota; Fungi; Mucoromycota; Mucoromycetes; Mucorales; Mycotyphaceae. The transcript has 3 exons. Gene Ontology annotation, molecular function: protein binding.